AUGGCUCCAUCGAAACAGUUCGAGUACCAGCAGACCACGAUUUGUAGAGACAUCGGGCCCAAGGCCCCAAUGACGAAGGCCAUGAUGAAGACCAUUAUCGGGUUCGGUCUCUGCCCCAUUUGCCAGGAGCAUGCACUAGAGACGGAGGAGAAGCUAAAGGUGGAGAAGGAAAGCAAGGGGCAAGAUGAAGAGAAAGAGCCGAAGUGUCUAUUCAAAGGUAGAAGGACUUUCGCAUUCACCAAAGGCCCCAAACUGCUGGAUGUGCGCAUUUCAGAUCUGUCCGUUGGCGCGGAUCCGAUUUGGACGGACGGACCUUCCGAUUUGGAUCGGAACUCUCUAACUGAAUGUGUGCCGGUACCUUGCAACGGCAAGGCGUCACACUGGCUGAUUCUCAUUGAGCCAUUUCGACCCGGCCAAGCGGAAAGGGCUCUCGAGAUAAUGGAUCAAACGGAACCUCUAGAACGACCUGCCAACUGGGAUCGAUAUAAAGACGAGCAUCCUAUCAGGUUCGAACUCACCGACGGGCGUGGCCUGCCGUCUUAUUCUGAUUUCUAUUGUGCACUUGCAACGGGUGUCCCAAUCCUGAUCACAGGUCUACAAGAUCUCCCAGAACACAUCCUGACACCCGAAUAUCUCAGGCGCAACUUUGGCACUGAAGAAGUCACCGUCAUAAAUACGGUCACCGGUGAAUGGCAAGAAGCCACCCUCGAAGAAUUCCUGGCGACACUCGAUCAUGCGGAGAUGCAGAACCCACCGUUGAAGAUAAAGGACUGGCCCCCCGCAGUUGAUUUCCGAAAUAAAUUUCCUCGCCUCUACGGAUGGUUUCAAAAGCAUUUGACCGGCCCAAACAUCACUACUUACGAAGGAAAUCUCAAUCUCGAGUCUAGCAUGCCAAGCGGCUCAUGCCCUCCAGAUACAGGUCCCAAAGGUUAUCUGGCACAUGGGGCGGCGGGAGGGGUCAGCACGCACCUGCACAUGGACGUGACGGAUGCUACAAACCUCAACCUCUAUGCUCGCCAUGCCGAUGGCACCCCCGGCGGAGCUGUCUGGACUACCAUCCAUCGCGACGACGUGGACCGUGCUACGGAUUGGUUGCGUAAGAACAAAGUGAACCAGUUCAAGGGACACCCAAUACACUCGCAAACAAUAUUCCUUACGGAUGAUGAUGUGGAGCGACUCAAGGCUGACAAAAUUCGUGUCACCAGCUUCAAGCAAGGAGAAAGGGAUGCUGUUAUCUUACCCGCCAGAGUACCACAUCAGGUUGCCAAUGAUUCCUUUUGCACGAAAAUUGCGAAAGACUACAUUGUGCCCGUCAACAUCAGACAUUCGGCCAAAGUUGGACACGAGCUUCGAGCGCAUAGGCUGGCGACCCGUGAAGGCGACGGACCUGUUGAUGGCGAGGAUAUCUUACAACUGAACUGCAUGGCCUGGUGGUUCCUCCAACGUUCUCAGUUACCAGAACUUCGUAUGGCACGCUCAAAGCCGGAUGGCAAUCCGUGGAUGUCAAGGUCCUCUGCAGCUCCUAAAUGCUUGGAUGUUCGUGUUGAUGUCCCUGAAGGUUAG
Molecule: messenger RNA, 1563 nt
Organism: Peniophora sp. CBMAI 1063
Lineage: Eukaryota; Fungi; Basidiomycota; Agaricomycetes; Russulales; Peniophoraceae
Source: the annotation of a GenBank genome assembly